This is a messenger RNA of Sycon ciliatum, 2605 nucleotides long. Its product is annotated as solute carrier family 22 member 15-like. Gene Ontology annotation, molecular function: transmembrane transporter activity. Lineage: Eukaryota; Metazoa; Porifera; Calcarea; Leucosolenida; Sycettidae. The transcript is spliced from 8 exons. Gene Ontology annotation, cellular component: membrane. The coding region runs from base 368 to 1981 and encodes 537 amino acids. The record is from RefSeq and is a predicted model, not a curated record. Gene Ontology annotation, biological process: transmembrane transport.
AGAACAAAGUCAAAGGACUUGUAAACAAUGUAGGUUUUUUUGUUUUCUUUCAAACAAGCAUAGCAGAAGGUUUGCACGCCGUGGCACGAUUUGCUCUCUGCAACGUAUGUGUAGUCUGUAGGAAGUUUGCCAAGUAAUUAGUUCCAUGGACCAUGAUCGGACUCGGAGUGAGAAACGUCUUACAAUCAAAUUUUGUUUUGCAGAAAUCACAUUCAAUUUCACCAACACCUCAAUGCACAGACAGGUUGAUCUACUACAACUAGGUAGUGCAGUGUCAGUCGUGAAUUAUCUCUGCAAGUGAAUACGUAUGGAAUCGUAGGAGGACGUUCGGCCAAUUGGUGGCAGUCGGCUCUAUGCCAGGGUUUAUAUGAUGGAUGAUCUUCUACGAGAUUACACUCCGUUCUCGUACUACCAGAAAAGAGUAACGUUGGCGGUGUGUGUGGCAUCUGCUCUAGCAGCACCUCAAGCAGCUAUACUUGUGUUCAUUGGAUCUGUACCUGAAUGGCAUUGCGCUGGCUCAGCAGCCAGUAGUAGCAAUGCAGUAGCAGCUGCUCAGGGUCUAGGCAAUCAUUCUGCUCAUUGGCAGCAUAAUAAUAUUCCGGGCGUCAGUGACUCUUCGCCAACUCAAUGCCAACAAUUGGCAAGUGGAUCCUGCUCUCCGGUAUACAAACAUCGACUGGCCAGUGCGAGUAGUGAGUUUGGUCUAAUAUGCAGCCAUGCGACCGACUCAAGUUAUGCACAAUCGCUGUAUUUUGUGGGAAUGUUGCUGGGUAGCUGGCUGGCUGGUUGGAGUUCAGACGCUUACGGCCGACGAGCUGCCAUCUUGGUUGCCAUGGUGUUCUUCUCUCUUGGCUCACUGUGGACCAUGUUGUCGGGAUCAUUUGGUUCGUUUGCCAUAUCCAGACUAGUUACAGGUAUCGGUGUAAUGGGUCUUUGUGUGACCAGCAACGUGUUAGUCAGUGAAUCCGUGGCCCCGGAGCAUAGAGCACUGACUACAACAUCGUGCAACCUCUUCUCUAGCAUUGGCUUAGCCGGCCUCUCUCUAUUAGCAAGCUAUAACUCAGCAAGCUGGAGAAGGCUGAUGGGCAUACUGACUGUGCUGGCAUUCUCCGCUAGUCUGGUUGUAUACAUUUGGGUGAGUGAAUCUCCAUUUUGGUUGCUGGCUAGCAAGAGACACGACCAGCUGUCGGUGAUGUUGCAACGCUGGGCAUCAAGAUCUGGUAAAUCUAUCCCAGACCGACUGUUGGAAAACUUGAGUUCUUCCGAAGAGAAACUGGUUGGAAGUGAUGAUGAAAUCCACCAAUCACCAUCUCACCACUCAACCGUACAUCUUAGUUCAUUGCUAGUCUUACCGGCAUUUCGAUGGCACACACUAUCAGUACUCUGGUCAUGGUUCGCAGUGUGUAUGAUGUACUUUGGUCUGACGUUACACGUUGAAGGUGUUGGCAGUAACAAAUACAUUAGUUUCUUCUUCGUGGCUAUAGUUGAACUUCCAGCUUUGCUUAUUGCCAUUGUUGUGCUAAAGUACAUCGGUCGGAGAACCUUCAUCUUCUGGACAAUGGUGAUGACUACAGUCUUCUGCACUCUAUCCUCGUUCAUUGCUAAAUGGUCUACACAAGUCAACGGUAAUGACAGUACACACAUGAAAGAGACGAUAGCUAACUGGCAGCUUGCAGUGUCAAUCUGUGGGAAAUUCUCAUCAUCGGCUGUCUUCUCAAUUCUCUACACAUAUUUACCAGAAUUACUGCCCACGCCGGUUAGGACAAGCGGCCUUGGUGUGUGCGUGGUUGUGUCCCGAUUGGGUGCUAUCAUAUCACCAUUCGUCUUGGCUUGGGGUCACAGGCACCCCAUGGCUCCGUACCUGUUGUUCUCAGUUUGUGGUGCAAUAGCGUGUGCUGGAAUAUACCGAUUACCGGAAACCAAGGACAGGGAUUUACCAGAGACGUUACAGGACUUGCACCAACUGGUGACUAAAGGCUGAGCGACCGCUGACAGACAUCUACUUCUACCGUGACUGUAUACACAAAGUGACAUGCAGCACUGCACUACUCACAUGUACUACAUGUAAAACAUCUCCAUCCUUGCCUCCUUUACUGAAGGCAGUGAAGCCGGAGGCCACACACACAGAGAAAUUGAGAAAUUAUAUUACCACUGAUACGGUGUCUUGAACAUUGCUAGGACUCACUGAUCUAUGGUUUAAUUUUAAAAGUAUUAAUUUUAUGUGUGUUUUUUUUUUGUUGCUAUGGCGAUCUGCAGGGUCAUAGCCACCCCAUGGCACCCUACCUGUUGUUGUUACUGAGUGGAGUUCAUGUUUCACAUGCAUAACAGUCAUACAUGCAUGGCUAUUGAAUGGUCGGCUCUGGUGCGCAUGUGCUGGACGGCAAUCUAUUUUAAAAUAUUACAAUGGAUGAUCACCUAGUGCAACAACCAUGACUAUGAGUUUUAAGAACUCUACUCUAUAGCGCUUUCUUAGACUAGGUGCUAAUUUUGUCACUGCUCUGACCGCCAAACUGCUGGAUAUAAGGACUUGCUUUCUGCGGGUUUAAUCACCACUGUAUUCGACUUGAAAAGUAAUAAUAAUCGGAUACGAAAGACCUAGUCGAAA